Mollisia scopiformis is the source of this 1676-nucleotide messenger RNA. RefSeq lists its product as uncharacterized. Bases 55 to 1623 code for a protein of 522 amino acids. NCBI's taxonomy places the organism in Eukaryota, Fungi, Ascomycota, Leotiomycetes, Helotiales, Mollisiaceae. Gene Ontology annotation, biological process: positive regulation of transcription by RNA polymerase II. Gene Ontology annotation, cellular component: nucleus. Gene Ontology annotation, molecular function: zinc ion binding; transcription cis-regulatory region binding; DNA-binding transcription factor activity, RNA polymerase II-specific. The record is from RefSeq and is a predicted model, not a curated record. The transcript is spliced from 4 exons.
CUCCAACUCUUUCCCGGAACCCAAUCAACAACCCAACUCCAUACAUUCCAAACCAUGAACCGUCGCUCGCGAAAAGGUUGUAUAGACUGUAAAAAGGCCAAAGUCAAGUGCGAUGAGGUGAGGCCUGCUUGCGGCACCUGUUUCCGCCGCGGCUACGUCUGUCAAGGUUAUGCGAAUCCGCCCCUCAAGGACCCUUCGAAAGAAGCAGAUCAUGAGCCGCAAAGUGGACCUAUCCGGCGCCGAGACAGAGAUAGCAGGAGAUCGGUACGGAGACGCUCGGAUGCACGUGAGUGUCACUCAUCGGGGAGUGAUUCUGAGGCAGAGAAGAGCUUUUCUGCUGUUUCUACUCCAACUUCGAGUGUCUCAAAAAGGCGGCUAUCGAUAAUCUCAAGAAGCAGUGUUGGUUGUUCAAGUCCAUACCCUCUUUGUCGAGGUCUCCCUCUCAUCCCACCAAGCGCGAUUCAGAGUUCAGAUCAGCCAGGCAUAGAGACUUACUUUAGUCGGCACCCGUCUGAGUUAGUCAUAAGUUCCGAGUUCGCUGAUGAGAUGAACUCCAACGUCCUGAGAGUCUUCCACGAGGAUCCCGCUACCGUUGCUGAAACUCUUUCGGCCAUUGGACACAUUUAUCUUGGCGAAGGGGGCAUGUCAAUUGUUCCUGUCUUAGACAGAAGAGCGCGUAUCCUGGCCAAACUACGAGAAACGACAGAGCUGGAACAGAUGUUGGUCAUGCAUUUGGGGCUAUGUGCAAUUGAGUUGAUCGAUGCCAGGACUCAGCCCGCAGACCUAGGACUCCCAGCACUCAUCUCAAACGCAGCAAUCAUCAUCAAGCACAGUUUCGAGUCAGGCGGAGAAUUCAGCUCCAUAGCGAAAUACUUCAUUCGUGCCUUAGCUCGUCAAGAUAUGAUGAUCUCUCUAACCUACGCCCGCCAACCCCUCAUUUCGAGCCAGGCGUGGCUCGAGAAUGACUUCUAUAGACAAGCUGACCGCUUCAUGGGUUACACCGGACCUCUAAUGCCCAUCCUAGCCGACCUAGGAUCGCUCGCCGAGGAAAUUCGAGGUGCAAAUUCACCAACUACCCCGUUCAUCUGCCAAGAUGAAGAUAUGUGGACUGAGAAUGCUCUCGUCUUUGGAUAUUCGCAAAAUCAAAGCAUAUACCAGAAAGCUAUGGACAUCCGUACCCAACUCGAUCAAUGGCGACCCGUCACUGCUCAAAACGUCUCCUUCCAUUCCUCGAAAAAUCUCCUUUUCCACGCACACGCCCAUAAAGCCGCGGCUAUUCUAUAUCUCCAUCGACUGUUGGAGCCGCCUGGUAGUUCGGAAGAAGCUGAUCGUACUGCUCUCAGUUUGGCGCAUGAAGUGUUGAUGCAUCUCAGUGCUAUGACUGGGCAGUUGAAGACGGCACUGUGGCCGGCGCUCAUUGCAGGUACGGAGUUGGUGAAUGAGGAUGAUCGGAACUUGAUUACGCGGAUGUUUGAUGAUAUUCAUCAGCAGCGGAGGACGAUUACGUCGCUGAGGACGAAGAUAUUCUGUGUUAAUCGUGUGUGGACUGCUCGUGAUUUAGGUUUGCAUUGGUCCUGGAUGGAUCUUGUGCAUCAAUACCCGGGAGAGUGCUUGCCCAUAUGAUGAAAACGUCAACGACUACCAAAUCUAUGGGAUGAAAGCUAGUAACUCUGCGA